UUCCUAUGUAUCUUGUGAAUAAUGGCGUGUAUGCAGGCCCGACGACACGACACACACGUUACCGGUUGGAUGAGGCGAAUAGAUGAAGAACGCCAUCUACAAGUGGAGUAAAAGCAACAUCCUCGCAGGGUAUCGAAUCGGGAAUGCGGCCCCAUCCCCCACUCCCCGUAAAUCUCACCGCCUACUACGACUGCGGUCCAACUGCCACUCGGUGAAGCGCACACAAGCACCGAGGCCACUGAUUCCGGUUCUAUUUAAGUCGACGAUGUUAAUUGGCUCGGUAUCCAGCAUGACACCGGCACUUGCAGCAGGUGUGGCCGUCACCAUCGCUGUCACCGUUCCACUUUGAUCCUGCUUCGCUGCUGGAGGUGGCUGCAUGCCAGAUGUAUAUGAUGUGGGACGGGAUGCUACGGCCCAUG
Molecule: messenger RNA, 419 nt
Organism: Mytilinidion resinicola
Lineage: Eukaryota; Fungi; Ascomycota; Dothideomycetes; Mytilinidiales; Mytilinidiaceae
Exons: 1
Coding region: 83-349 (88 amino acids)
Source: RefSeq, a predicted model, not a curated record